UCAUUGUAGUUAGGUGAUUAAACUAACGAGAGACAGUUAGAGAGUAGAGACAAAUAAAAAGGCAGAAGGAAGGAAGGAUCUAGAAGAAUCAUCCUCCACAUACAAAACCCUUAAACUCCCCCCAGGACUUCUUCCUCCUCCUUAUAGCUCUCUUUAUUUCUCGUUUGUUGUUGAAGAGGACAAAGAAAGUAUGGAAGAAGAAACGACGGCGUAUUGGUGCCACACGUGUUCUCAAACAGUGACUUCUUUAACAACGGAAGAAGCUGGAAUCAAAUGCCCCUUUUGUCAAAGCGGCUUCCUUGAAGAGAUGCAACAACGAGAGGACACCAACGUUCACAGACCAAUGGAUUCCAUCUUGACUCCCAUCUUCAUGGAAAUGAUGAACAAUUCCGCAAGGAUCCACCCCGGAGCCGAUAUGGAUUCCCAGCUUCAAGAGAUUCUCAGGAGAAGGGGCAGACGUCCCGUUUCCAUUGACCAGUUGCUUCAGGGAAUAUAUGCUGGCUUAACACUUGCCCCUGCUGCUGCUGCUGCUGAUGAUAACAAUCGAGAGAGAGGACGCGUGAUCGUCACCAACCCCUACAAUCAGAUCGUGGCUGUCCCGAGCUCUGCUGUUUCCAACACUCUGCCUCCCGUUGCUGGUUCCCUCAGCGAGUACUUCAUCGGUCCUGAGUUCGAAGCCAUGCUUGAGAGUUUGACUGAGACUGAUCCUAGGAGGUAUGGAACGCCUCCAGCUAGGAGAGAUGCGUUUGAGGCUUUGGCUAGUGUCGAAAUCAAAGAGGAAGAGGCGGGGCUGGAGUGUUGUGUGUGUUUGGAUGACUUUGAGAUGGGAACUGUGGGGAAACAGAUGCCUUGUAUCAGCUACCGACUUCGGAGGAUGAGACAAAUGGUGGUGGUGGUGGUGGUGGUGGGUCUUCUUCGUCAAGCAGCAGCAGCCAGGGAUCUGAGAGCACCCGAGAUGAUGAUGGUGAUGGGAGCAUGCUCGACGAUCCCAUGGAAGCUUAGCCACCUGGUUCUCAAGAUAGCAGAGCAAUACAUAGGAGCAAGAGAAGAUGAUGAAACAACCAUAAGCUGUUUUACUUUUGGUCUGUACAUAAAAAAAAGGUUCUAGGAUUUUGGUUGAAUUCUAAGCUCUACUACCCUUUUGGAAAACAAAAAAAAACUAUCAUUUUGUGAUGUUUUAUGGUAAUGAAACUUUCUACCUUUUGGUUAGAACUCUGCUGGUUGCUUGUGGUUUUUCAGUCUU
Messenger RNA from Brassica napus (rape), 1243 nucleotides. RefSeq names its product E3 ubiquitin-protein ligase SIRP1. The coding region runs from base 191 to 1108 and encodes 305 amino acids. NCBI's taxonomy places the organism in Eukaryota, Viridiplantae, Streptophyta, Magnoliopsida, Brassicales, Brassicaceae. The record is from RefSeq and is a predicted model, not a curated record. The transcript is spliced from 3 exons. Gene Ontology annotation, molecular function: ubiquitin protein ligase activity.